AUGCCCCCGCGGGAGCUAAGCGAGGCUGAAUCGUCCCCGCUCCGGUCCCCGACACCUCCCCCGGGACGGGGCAGCGCGUCCCCCGAGCUGGGCAUAAAGUGCGUGCUGGUGGGCGACGGCGCGGUGGGCAAGAGCAGCCUCAUCGUCAGCUACACCUGCAAUGGGUACCCCGCGCGCUACCGGCCCACAGCGCUGGACACCUUCUCCGUGCAAGUCCUGGUUGAUGGAGCCCCGGUGCGCAUUGAGCUCUGGGACACAGCGGGACAGGAAGACUUUGACCGCCUUCGCUCCCUCUGCUACCCGGAUACAGAUGUCUUCCUGGCCUGCUUCAGUGUGGUGCAGCCCAGCUCCUUCCAAAACAUCACAGAGAAAUGGCUGCCGGAGAUUCGUACUCACAAUCCCCAGGCGCCUGUGCUGCUGGUGGGUACCCAGGCCGACCUGAGGGAUGAUGUCAAUGUACUGAUUCAGCUGGACCAGGGGGGCCGGGAAGGCCCGGUGCCUCAACCCCAGGCUCAGGGUCUGGCUGAGAAGAUCCGGGCCUGCUGCUACCUGGAGUGCUCUGCCUUGACGCAGAAGAACUUGAAGGAGGUGUUUGACUCUGCCAUUCUCAGUGCCAUUGAGCACAAAGCCCGGCUGGAGAAGAAACUGAACGCCAAAGGUGUGCGCACCCUCUCCCGCUGCCGCUGGAAGAAGUUCUUCUGUUUUGUUUGA
This is a messenger RNA of Rangifer tarandus platyrhynchus (Svalbard reindeer), 711 nucleotides long. Lineage: Eukaryota; Metazoa; Chordata; Mammalia; Artiodactyla; Cervidae. The record is from the annotation of a GenBank genome assembly.